This is a messenger RNA of Pristis pectinata (smalltooth sawfish), 2316 nucleotides long. It is a transcript of the gene cyp2u1, whose product is annotated as cytochrome P450 2U1. Gene Ontology annotation, biological process: xenobiotic metabolic process. Bases 30 to 1565 code for a protein of 511 amino acids. The transcript has 5 exons. The record is from RefSeq and is a predicted model, not a curated record. Lineage: Eukaryota; Metazoa; Chordata; Chondrichthyes; Rhinopristiformes; Pristidae. Gene Ontology annotation, cellular component: cytoplasm; intracellular membrane-bounded organelle. Gene Ontology annotation, molecular function: oxidoreductase activity, acting on paired donors, with incorporation or reduction of molecular oxygen, reduced flavin or flavoprotein as one donor, and incorporation of one atom of oxygen; heme binding; iron ion binding.
GCCCGCCCUUUGACCCCGGCCGGCCGGUGAUGUCACCGGCCGGGCGCGUCAGCAGGAGGGAGAUGGCGGUUGUCGGUGUUUGCUGGUCGGGCGUCCUCUUGAUGGCCGCUGUUUUCCUGCUGACCCACUACGUGGUGAAACGCUGGACUCGGGACCGCUCCAGGCUUCCCGCCGGCCCGCGGCGCUGGCCCCUGGUCGGCUCGCUGCCAGGCCUGGGCUCGGAGGCUGGGCUCCCUCCGCAUCUGCUGCUCACCGCCCUGGGACAGGCGUAUGGCAGCGUCUCCAGCCUGUACCUGGGCAGCCGGCUCCUGGUGGUUCUCAAUGGGUUCGAGGUGGUCAGAGACGCACUGCAGCGCAAUGCCGACGUGUUCUCCGACAGGCCAACCAUUCCCCUGAUAACCAUCAUAACCCAGCGCAAAGGAAUAGUCUUUGCGCCAUAUGGUUUAGUCUGGAAGGAGCAAAGAAGAUUUUCCCUUUCAACUCUGAGACAUUUCGGUUUUGGGAAACUUGAUCUAGAGCCUAAAAUCCUAGAGGAACUGAAACUUGUGAAGUCAGAGCUUUUGAAAUCAGUGGGAACAGCCUUUUCUCCUUUUCAUGUCAUUAAUAAUGCUGUAUCUAAUAUCAUUUGCUCGAUGUGCCUUGGAAAACGGUUUGACUAUGAUGAUGAAGAAUUUAGAUCCAUUUUGCAUCUGAUUGCCCGAGGAAUGAAAUUAGCAUCAAACAGCCCUGCAAUGCUCAUCAAUGUAUUUCCUUUACUUCGGUAUUUACCUUUUGGCCCUUUCAAGGAGGUUGCCCAAACAGUAAAGGAUGUAACUUCAUUCCUGAAAAAAAUCAUUGCUGAGCACCGAGAAACUAUGAAUCCUGAAAACCCACGUGAUUUUGUUGAUUUUUAUCUAAAAGAGGUAGACCGUGAGAUACAAAGAAACCAAAAUACGAGCUUCAGUGAAGAUUAUUUAUUUUACAUAAUUGGUGACCUCUUUGUAGCAGGGACAGAUACAACAUCCAACACUUUGUUGUGGGCUAUUCUCAUAAUGGCAUUGUAUCCAGAAGUUCAAGAACAGGUUCAUAGAGAGAUCAAGGCUGUUAUCGGUGAGUCCAGAUCUCCUUCCUUCAAAGACAGACAUCAUAUGCCAUUCACAGAAGCAACAAUAAUGGAAGUUCAGCGGAUGACCACAGUUGUUCCACUAGCCAUUCCACAUAUGGCAUCAGAAACAGUUGACUUUAAAGGUUACACCAUUCCUAAGGGGAGUAUUGUGAUUGCAAAUCUAUGGUCCGUCCACAGAGAUCCAAGCAUGUGGGAGCAACCUGAUGAAUUUAAUCCUUCACGUUUUUUGGAUGCGGAUGGAAAUAUAGUAAAAAAUGAGGCAUUUAUGCCUUUUGGAAUAGGAAAAAGGAUCUGUAUGGGAGAGCAAAUGGCAAAGAUGGAACUGUUCCUCGUCUUCAGCAGCCUCCUGCAGUCAUUUUUCUUCAAACUUCCUGAAGCCAGUGAUGCACCAAACAUGACCGGUCGAUUUGGUCUCACACUGUCUCCACAUCCUUUUAAAAUCAUUCCAGUCAAGAGAUGAACUACUUAUUGGAACAGCCUACAGUCUUCCAAGGUUUAGCAUUUGCCACAAUGAAGGAAGGUGAUAUCUUUUCAGUACUUGCAUAUAUAUUACAUGCAUUAUAAUUUGCAUAAGAUGCCAAUCUCUAAUUUGUCUCUUUUAAUGGUACAGCGAUAAUUACUCUUCAGAUGUGUCAUGAAUGGCAAAUUAAUGAAUCAGUUACAGUCAACUUUAAAAAUUAUUAAGUUUCAUUCUUUGAACAUAUUUUUCUUCUUCUGCAGAAAUAGUUAAACAAGACCAUAAAAUUUCCUAUUUCUCAUGAUAUCUUGAUCUGACAUCUAUACUUGGAACAGACAAUACAUUCUUAAAGCAUUUAUUUUUACAUAUUUUACUUUUGAAGACUGCCUACAACUUACAAUGAACAAUGCAUAAAAACACAAUCAAGCACAAUUUUUUUGUUUUAUCGUCCACUGCUGAUUCAUGAAAAUCACAAGGCUGAAGUGAGUAGCAUAUUUCCUAUUGUAUUUACUGUUUGGUAUUUCAGUGAAGGAAAGAAAUGAAAGUGAAGAGACAAAUGCUAUAGACCUUUUUCACUUGAAAAAUUGCACUUUCUCUACUAAUUAAGUAGCUUUAUAAUCAUGGUUCAAGUUGUGUUUUUUUUAAAAUGCAGUUUAUACAUUAUGGACCUAGCUGAACUUUCUGUACGAAUUUCUGGUUUAAUAACGUGUGCAGGAUGUCAUGUUGGUAAAUAAACUAGACUGCAUGCAACUUG